GUCUUGUGCAGUAACGAAUAUUGACAACAAGAACGUACCUAUCGGCUGUGCUUAGGGAACCUGCGCCUUCGAACACGCAUUUUGUCCUUGAACGCGGCGUUGAUUUGUGGCGUUGGUAGGCAGUCCUAGCACCAUGGCUGGGACCGGCACUUACCGCUCUGGGAGAAGCCAGUCGCGGACGAAGGCCACGCAUCGGGACGACGGAUGCGUGGCAUGCCGCACCGCAUGCUGUUGCUGCUGCAAGAACUGGUGCCACGUCUGCGGCGUGCGUAAAUGCCGCGCGCAACGGGAGAGCAAAUGGCUGAACGGCUCGCUAAACACUGAGUAUCUUCGAGAGUACCCACCUAAGUCUGUACCGCUAGACCGGCGGCGACCAGGGAACCCGCUGCUAGACAGCGCGCCCUUCUACGGCCAGACCACCAACCGUGCCGACUACACGCCCAAGCAGGGGCGCGCACAGUCAGCCCGCCGGGCAGAGGGGCCGCUGGCGUCGUUGCCCUUUGACGGGCGGACGACCUACAACGAUGAGUAUAUUAAGAAGCAAGCGGACCUGGACCGGCGGGCCAAGGGGCCAGACGCCUCGUGGUCCGCCCCUUUCGUGGGUGCCACCACGUACAACACCGAGUACGUGCCCAGGCAGGUGCGGCCCUGGACCGCGGAGCCGGGCCGGCCACUGGUGUCCGUGCCGUGGGACGGCACCAGCGAGUACCGGGACAACUACACCAAAAAGGCGGCGGCGCCGCCUGACCUACGCGCCAGUGCGCCGCUGCUGCCCAGCAAUCACGUGCCCACCAUCACCACCUACGGGCAUGACUACGUGCCGAAGCCGUUCGAUCUGCGGCAGAAGCUGGAGUGUUGCGAUGAUCCGCGCCACCCGGCGGAGCACCCACGUAUGGUGCAGUGCUGCGAGCGGCCCUGGAUCAGCUGCGCCUCCUGCGCCGGCAGCAGGCCGGGCACGGGGCUGCGGCCGACCGGGCGCACACGCACGCGCUGAGGGGCAGAAGGUUGAGGGGAGGGGGGUGGCGCGGCGAGUGCAACUGUGGAAGUUUGUGACAUAUGAUGAUGCAGGCACGUGAUGCAGGUGUGGUGGACAAUGAUACGCGUGCCGGUAGGAUCCGUGGAUACAUACUGUGGCGUCGAGCGCGAGGAAGGAGAGGGGCUCCAGCUAACUGGUAGUAGAACGUGGCCUGCUGGUAGGCAAAUAGGCAGGAGUGUUCAGGGCUUUCUGCGCAGGUGUGUGCAGCGAAGCAUCCGUCAAUCCGUGGUUGGUGGCAGUGAAGGCCACCCACGUUUCAGACAGGGCAGGACAGGCAGCGCUGUUGUGGGCGGAAUGAUUACACCGUGGGAGUGAUUGUGCCUAGUGUGCUGGGGGCUUCAUGUCAAGGGAGGCAAUGAGACUCGUUGGCCUUCGCCGGGCCGCUACCUUCAGUUUGGAGGCCCAUGCAGGCCCAUGCGUGUGGGCACUGACAUGCCACAUCUGAGCAUACGGUAUACAGUACACGAACUGCUAGGGCCUUAAUGCGAGUGUAAUGCGGUAAUGUAAGAGUUCAUUAGG
Molecule: messenger RNA, 1555 nt
Organism: Chlamydomonas reinhardtii
Lineage: Eukaryota; Viridiplantae; Chlorophyta; Chlorophyceae; Chlamydomonadales; Chlamydomonadaceae
Exons: 7
Coding region: 134-994 (286 amino acids)
Biological process (GO): microtubule anchoring
Cellular component (GO): cytoskeleton
Molecular function (GO): microtubule binding
Source: RefSeq, a predicted model, not a curated record